CCUGCACAGAAUGGAGACCCAAGAGGCCCAAGAAAUGUGUCAAAUAACAGGGAGGGAAAGUCCUGUUACUAAUGAUGGUGGAGAUGAACAAGAAGAGGCCAUGCCUAUUCCAGAGGACCUGUCCACCAGCACUGGGCUCCAGAACAACCGCACUGACAAACUGUCAGUGACAUAUGGAGAGGAUGAAAAGAGAUGUUUUCAUCAAGUGGUUUGCAAAAGAUUCAGUCCCUGCAAUAUAAAAGUUGAGGCUCGGAGUGAUGAGGAGAAUGGGCUGGUCGCUGAGAUGAAUGGAGAGGAAGAGGAGUGUGUGGCUGAGGACUUGCGCAUACUUGAUGGCUCAGGGGCCAAAGUGAAUGGCUCCCACGCCGACCCUGACAGCAAGCCGGCGGUCGCCUACCCUACGGCCGGGGGCAUCCGCCUCCCCAAUGGGAAGCUCAAGUGUGAUAUCUGUGGAAUAGUUUGCAUUGGGCCCAAUGUGCUGAUGGUGCAUAAGCGAAGCCACACUGGUGAAAGGCCAUUUCAGUGCAGUCAGUGUGGUGCUUCAUUCACUCAGAAGGGCAACCUACUACGGCACAUCAAACUACACUCUGGAGAAAAACCCUUCAAGUGUCACCUGUGUAACUACGCUUGCCGACGUAGAGAUGCUCUUACCGGGCACCUUCGCACACAUUCAGUUGGGAAGCCGCAUAAGUGUGCUUACUGUGGACGCAGCUACAAGCAGAGAAGCUCAUUGGAAGAACACAAAGAGCGCUGCCACAACUACCUUCAGUGCAUGGGCCUUCAGGACAGCAUCUAUACAGUGAAGGAAGAAAACAGCCAGAGUGAUCAGAGGGAAGACUCAAACCUGGCUGCAUCUGAGAGAGCCUUGGUGCUAGACAGAAUAGCGAACAAUGUAGCCAAGCGUAAGAGCUCUAUGCCACAGAAGUUUGUGGGUGAGAAGCGCUUCAGUGACCUCUCGUUUGAGUCCAGCACUGGUGAGAUGAUGCAGCCCCAUGUGAUCGACCAGGCCAUCAACAGUGCUAUAAGCUACCUAGGAGCCGAGUCUUUGCGGCCGCUGGUUCAGACCCCACCUGGCUCCACCAGCGAUAUGGUAGUCAGCCCCAUCUACAACCUGCACAAGUCCCAAACAGCUGAGGGCAACGGCUUGUCAGCUAAAGACAGUGCAGCCGAAAACCUGCUCCUGCUCUCUAAGUCCAAAUCAGCUCUGAAUGAAAAAGAUGGCUCACCCAGUCCGAGUGGCCAAGACUCCACCGAUACAGAGAGCAACAAUGAGGAGCGGGCAGCUGGGGGAACAGGGCCAACAGCCAGUGGCCUUAUAUACCUUACCAAUCACAUGGCCCCUGUAGUACGGAACGGAGCCCUACCUCUGGUUAAGGAGGAACAUCAGAGGCACUUCGAUGCUCUGCGGGCAGUGGGUAUGGAGCUGGGCAUGGCAGUUGCCACAGAGGGCUUUAAGGUGUUAAGCCCUGAGGGUGAGGAGGUAAGGGCAUAUCGAUGCAUCCACUGCAGGGUGCUCUUUCUGGACCAUGUCAUGUAUACUAUUCACAUGGGAUGCCACGGCUUUCGAGACCCCUUUGAGUGCAACCUGUGUGGAUACCGCAGUCAAGACCGCUAUGAAUUCUCAUCGCACAUCACCCGUGGAGAACACCGCUACUGAGUGCCACACUUAAUUAUUAUACAAACAU
Messenger RNA from Trichomycterus rosablanca, 1685 nucleotides. It is a transcript of the gene ikzf1, whose product is annotated as IKAROS family zinc finger 1 (Ikaros). The record is from RefSeq and is a predicted model, not a curated record. The coding region runs from base 11 to 1657 and encodes 548 amino acids. Gene Ontology annotation, molecular function: RNA polymerase II cis-regulatory region sequence-specific DNA binding; DNA-binding transcription activator activity, RNA polymerase II-specific. Gene Ontology annotation, cellular component: nucleus. Gene Ontology annotation, biological process: regulation of transcription by RNA polymerase II. The transcript is spliced from 11 exons. Lineage: Eukaryota; Metazoa; Chordata; Actinopteri; Siluriformes; Trichomycteridae.